Messenger RNA from Polyodon spathula (Mississippi paddlefish), 884 nucleotides. RefSeq names its product L-asparaginase-like. The record is from RefSeq and is a predicted model, not a curated record. The coding region runs from base 116 to 877 and encodes 253 amino acids. The transcript is spliced from 7 exons. Gene Ontology annotation, molecular function: voltage-gated potassium channel activity; protein binding. Gene Ontology annotation, biological process: potassium ion transport. Lineage: Eukaryota; Metazoa; Chordata; Actinopteri; Acipenseriformes; Polyodontidae.
CUGGAUUGUGUAGUGACAGGUGUCCUCGUGAUCACUGCCGGCUUUACGUAGACAUUGCCGUGAAAAUAACGGAAUAAGGAAUUAUUUCAUCUUUCUGCCAACUAUCAGCAGUGCGAUGGGAGGCCAACAGUCAAAAAACAUUGCAGAGAGGAACUACCGGUUUUGGUCUGCUGUGGCCUCGGCUAUUCGAUUAGGCUGGAUAGGAAUCGGAGAAAAACAAAAGGAGAUGAAGGUCACCCAGCUUUCCAUGUUCCCUCUGCUGAUGUGCACUGCAGCCCUGCAGGGGGACAUUGUAGCCCUAGAGGGACACAUGCAGCAGGGCGCUAAUGCCAUGAUGACUGCUAAUAACGGGCGAACACCCCUCCACUUGGCAGCCGGGGAGGGGGACCUGGACACAGUGAAGUUCCUGCUGAAGAAGGGCGCCGAUGUCAACAGCAGAGACAAAUUCAAAGACCCUGUCCUCCGAGAUGCCAUUCGCUGCAAGAGUUUAGAGCUGGUGGAACACCUAGUCAGUGAAGGAGCUCAUCUGGAGACCGCUGGUGAUGAGCUGGGGAGAGAGAUGUGCAGUCUUGCCUACUUGAGUGAUAUGAAACAAAUGGAGAUCUGGAAGGCAGCUGGGGUUCACUUUAACUUCGCUGAUCGUAACAACAGGACUCCUCUUCAUGUGGCUGUCUGCACCAACCAGCCUGAAAUGGUUCAGUUCUGUUUGAACAAUGGGUCAGAUCCUCAGCUAAGAGACUGCUACAAUAACACACCCAUCGCCGAUGCCCAACGCCUGGGGUUCAAACACAUUGAGGAGCUGCUGCAAAUUGACACGGCAAAGAAAGCAGAAGCAGCUACAUUGAAAGUAUUGGAAGUGAAGGCACUGGAACCGUAAAAGGAAU